AUGUCUCACCGUGCAUAUGGGCUAGAUGUGAUGCCAUCACAAGCAUCAAUCGAGUUGCAAAACCAGGUGGUGUUCACAAGCGCAGCAAUUCUGCAGCAAAACCAUCGAGGAAACAGAAACAAGCAAGGACCGGGGGUUGAAGGUGAAGAGAAAGUCCCGAUGGAAAGAGAAGACGGCUGGAUGGAGGUUGAGCUUGGAGAGUUCCUCGACGGCGGAUGUGGUGGCAAUCAUCACGAGGUCGUGAAGGUGAGAUUCAAGGAGGUGAAGGGAUAUCAACUGAAGGGAGGGCUUGUUAUUAAAGGCGAUGAAGUUAGGGCUAAGAGAAUUGCGUGA
Molecule: messenger RNA, 333 nt
Organism: Eucalyptus grandis
Lineage: Eukaryota; Viridiplantae; Streptophyta; Magnoliopsida; Myrtales; Myrtaceae
Product: F-box protein VBF
Exons: 1
Coding region: 1-333 (110 amino acids)
Source: RefSeq, a predicted model, not a curated record